Scylla paramamosain (green mud crab) is the source of this 2791-nucleotide messenger RNA. Its product is annotated as hormonally up-regulated neu tumor-associated kinase-like. The record is from RefSeq and is a predicted model, not a curated record. Bases 16 to 2316 code for a protein of 766 amino acids. Lineage: Eukaryota; Metazoa; Arthropoda; Malacostraca; Decapoda; Portunidae. The transcript has 11 exons. Gene Ontology annotation, biological process: protein phosphorylation. Gene Ontology annotation, molecular function: ATP binding; protein serine/threonine kinase activity.
UGUAACGUCUAGAUAAUGGAGCCUGGACCUGCCGAAUCCUUGCGAGUGGACAGUGAGCGAGUGAAUGCGACGGAGCUGGGACUGUUACUCCAGUGUCGCCUAGUCAUGAGCGUGGCCGCGAGGCGGCUGUCGGCCUGCGUGCCUCAGGAAGCCCUCGGCCGACGGGCUUCACUCACCGCCUACGACCUCGCCCCACAGAUGUGUCACAUCGACUCUACAUUUCUCUCUCCGCACGCUGAAUGGAAUGGCUCGUCCGUGCAAUGUGGGGCACCUUGCAAGCACGUGCCCUGCUCAACGCUACGUACUCCAACACAUACCCAUUAUGCUUCUCUUGAGUUGAAGGGUGUUAAGUCGCCCUUCAUCUUCCCCUCCCUCAACGCUGCUCGUCGCCUGUCUGGCGAGGAGCAACAGGGACGGCUGUUUCCCGACCACCUCUCCGGCAGGAGGCGAUCCUUUGAUGUGAGAUGGAUCUCAGCCCAGAAUGUCUCUGCGGACAGGCGCCGCAGCUCCCUCAGGUCACCAUCAUGGCGGGCAGAGAAGAGAAAUCCGUCAUCAGAGCUCGUUAUUCCACAAAAGAAACAAUACGUUGCUUCCACAUCUCCAGGACAGCGCUUCUUUGGUUCGGUGCGGGGGUUGGACGAGACACAGGAUGACGGAGACUCGGCCUUCAACUCUGGACUAGCAACACUCCAACUGAACCUCCUCUCUCCGAAUCCUCCCAGACAGCGGCGACAGUCCUGCUGGGGUCCCUCUGUGUUCUCUCCAUCGCCUGACACUCAAAGAUCCCAGACUACAGUAUCUGCCACACGUAUGAGUCCCAGUCUGGCGACGUCCCCAAGCCUGUUGUCCCUGCCGCGUGUAUUGUCUCCCCUUCCAACAUUCCGUCCGAGACCAGUGCCUAGCGAAGACUAUGAACGAGUUACAAACAGAGGAGGCAAGGAAGACUCGUCACAGAGGAUGAUGGGAGAAGGUCGCGCCAGCAAGACGGUGGCCGAUGUCACCAUUAAUUCAGCAGGGCCAACAGGAUCCCCCAUUACGUGUAUCGUCCACCAUUUCAAAGGCCACAGUGAGGAGCUUUAUCAGUCGACGGAUGAGUUUCCUUUAGUGUGUGGCGGGACUUUGUGCGGCCGGCCUGCUGCUGCCCAGACCCGCCGCGCCUCCUGGCACACCACCAGCUCUCCCACUGCCAGCUGCGCCAGGCAUCACCAAGCCGCGUUCCAUCUCAGGCCGGCUAGUAUCUUCAAGGCCUCGCGCCAAAACCACGCGUGUCCUGGCAGUGUCCUCGGCAAGGGAGGUUUUGGCGUCGUGAAACUCGGUACCUACAAAGGGCACGGCGUGGCUGUCAAGGUGCUGAGGGGACGGCGGGCGGCGGCCACCUCCACCAGGGAGGCCAAAGUGCUCUCCCUCGCGCCUCACGCUCACCUGGCCUGGACGUUAGCGGUCGUUACGCACGUUGUCAAGGGCCACGCCAGGGUGUCCUGGGCUCGCAUGUUUGGGAGGGAGGAAGAAGUGGUGAACCAGCAGAUGCUGACAUCUAUGUUCAGCCUUUCGACUGAGGACACGCAUGACACAUGGUGUGAUGAACAGCAGCAGCAGCAGCAGCAACAGCAAGAGGAGGGCGGAGCGCCUUGGUGGGCGUGGAUAGUGAGCGAGCUGUGUCUGCCGCACUCACUCCUCACACUCAUCAAUGACACCUCGCUGACCCUCACCAGUGAGAUGCGAGUCAGGUUCACGCUGGAGGUCUGUCGCGGUCUGGCACACCUCCAUGCUCACGGCGUCGCGCACAGGGACCUCAAGCCGGCCAACGUGCUCCUUACUGUAGACGGUCACCUCAAGAUAGCGGAUUUCGGCUGUUGUGCCAGACUUGAUGAGCUCGACGAUGACGUUAUUUUGGGGACGGUGAGGUAUCAGGCCCCGGAGGUGCUGCGGGGGGAGGCUGGAGGAAGCCACAGCGAUGUGUUCUCCCUGGGUGUGACCACCUGGCACCUGUUGACCCGCACCCUGCCUUAUGACGGCCUGCACCCCCACAUCGUCAUUUACCAGGUGGCGCACCUCAGACACCGUCCCACCGACCACCAGCCACACCCUGGCCCACGCGCCUUCCUUGACGCUGUGCUGUGGCGCUUCAUGCACACCUGCUGGGCCGAGGAACCCGCUGCCAGACCCACCGCUGCAGAGCUGUGCAGGAAUUUAACAAUCCUUCACCUUGCCUCAAUUCCCCUUAAGUGUACCGGAGUCUCCCACGGCCGAAUGUCCUGCGGCAAGCGUUCUCUCUUUGCCUCCUUGCACCUGCCGCCGCCAUCACCGCUGCAGUGAAAUUUUCUUCCGCAACCUGCAUUUCCUUUGCUGCAGGUUUGUUGUUUAUAAGAUAGAAACAAUGUUUAUGGUUCAUUCUGGUAUUUUUCUUUUUUUUUUUAUAAGUUAAAGCUCGGGAGUAUUUCUAUUCAGCAUUCGAAACUUUUUGUUAUCUUUUUAGCGUUUUAGCAUUGUGUUCUUAGUAUUGCGUUACGCAUAAGUAAACAUUGAAAAAUUGUUCAUUCAGAGUUUAAAGGUUGUAAUAAUUUUAUUGUCGUUCAUGUAUUUCUCAUGCUUCUUAUCAAAGGGAGAAAGGGAGCCAAUAAUGAAUCACAUUACUUAAUAUUGCUUUAAUAUAUUUGCCUUCCUUGCUCAAAGAAUAUCCCUUAUGUGGAAUUACAUGAUUAUUUUAACUUUAAGUGAACGAUUUCUUCCUUGGUACUUUAAACUUGUCAUAAUGAAGUACCAUGUUUUCUACCAAUAAAAAUGUACUAUU